Messenger RNA from Tuber aestivum (summer truffle), 1447 nucleotides. Lineage: Eukaryota; Fungi; Ascomycota; Pezizomycetes; Pezizales; Tuberaceae. The record is from the annotation of a GenBank genome assembly.
AUGCCGGUUCCUUACUGUUUCACGAGGUGACAACUUCCGCUGGAUCCCCCACAUAUCUCCUAAUGUAACUGAUUUGUUGCAGCCGUUUUACCGACUCAGACACCGACACAGACACGGAAGAUAUGUACUCCAGCGAGAGCGGCUUACAGUUCAGGGUCAUGCACGGGCAGGCCGGAAUCAGGAAUGGAGUUACCGAUGGUGAGAAAGUUGGCGAAUUCAAGUGCGAGAAGUGCGAUGUCAGGUUUUUCAACGCUGAGGCUUUGCAUCGACACAUGCUCCAAGGGGCUGCCGAGAACGGUGGCGGGAAGCAUUAUUACUGUGCCAAGUGUAGGAUCAACUUCAAGGAUGAGGGAGCUCUGAAGGAGCAUAAGGUGGAGAGUUCCGAGCAUGUGGUUUGUCAUGAGUGCUCUCACGAGUUUACAAUUGUUGAAGCGCUUGAGCUUCAUUGUAAGCAGGUGUGUUUCACGCUCUCCCUUUCUUUCUUUCCACUCCUGGAAGAUAUUUGGCAAGUUAAUACUACGAUUAGGUCCACAAGCCCAAGCCGCCGCCCACUCAUACCUGUCCUGGCUGCGAUCUCCUGUUCAACAGCGUUUCCGGCAUCACCCAGCACCUCGAAUCCGGCCAGUGCAAUGGCGGCAUUACUCCCUCGGAGUUUCGUGAGCUCAUAAACUAUGAAAAUACCCCGCUCGCUAAGCAGGACCUCCCCCUCAACAUUCUCGCUGGCAGCACUACCACUCACACCUGGCGUGCUGGUAUUAUUCCUCGACGUGUUAAAGCCGCCCUCGCCGAGUCCGGUGCUGGCUCCAAGCCCGGGGAGCUCGUCCCGAAGAAUUUCGUUAGCGUUCUCGACUACACUCUCCCCGCCAAACCGGCAAGUCCUCCCGCGGAGAGCCUUCGUGAGCAUUGGAACGAAAUGCUCAGUUCCUAUGUCUGCCCCCGCCCCAAGUGCGGGAAGAAAUUCAUUUCUACCACCGCACUUAAAGCGCACCUUGAUAGCAACACUCACGACAAGAAGUCUUUCCGGUACCGCUCUCCUUCUUUUAUCUAAAUCCACAAAAAUACUAACGGCUAGGCAUGUAGUUGUCCUUCCUGCUACAAUAGUUUUGUCUCUUCGUCCGCUCUCAUCCAACACGCCGAGUCCGAAGCGUGUGGCGUUAAGCGCUCCCCCGCUUAUAAGCAGCUCAUCAAGGGUGCCACUGGCGGAUUGAUGGAUGGGGAUAAGAAGCCGGAGUACAAAACUGGUUGGUAGAAGCCAUAGGUGGAAUAAAUAGUAGGGUGGAACAAAGCGGUAUCGAAUCUUUAGUUGGCCUAUAUCAUUGCAGUGAGGUUGGGGAAACUUUUCUCUUUUCUCAUUUCUGAUGCUCUGCGGAUGCACUCUUUGUUUUCAUUCUUACUUACAUUUCGCGAUCUCCCUUGGUGUCUCCAAAAUAACGAAUUAAAAUUCCUG